AUUUCCAGUAGACGUUGCUCCAGUCUUCGAAAUCAGCGUGGCGCCUGAGGAGUGCAGCACUGCGGUUGUCGUCACGCUACCAUCCACAACUUGGCAAGCUAGCUAGCUGCACGCAGAAAAAAAAUCUUACGUUGUGUUGCCCAGUAGCAUCAUGCUCGCGAAGUUUUCGCGCUCUGUGUAUUCGUGUUCUAUCCAGAUGCUUGGCGGGUUCCGCAUUAACGCGCUGCGGCGAGCGUCUCAAGGAAAACGUCUCGACAUCUCCGGCAUUUAUCCGCCAAUUACGACUCCCUUCGACGCAGGCUCGGGUCGCGUGUCAUACGAGAAGCUGGAGCAAAACUUGAAGCGCUGGUGCUCGCUACCGUUCCGUGGUCUAGUAGUGCAUGGCUCUACCGGCGAAUGCGUGCUACUGUCAACAGACGAGAGGCUCGAGAUCGUGCGUCGAGUGAAGUCCACGCUGCCCGACGAUAAGCUUCUCAUCGUUGGCGCGGGCCAGGAGUCUACGCAGGCUACGAUCGAACUCGCAACGCAGUCCGCGAAUGCCGGCGCGUCCGCAGUGCUGGUCGUUACGCCCUGCUACUACAAAGGACGCAUGACAGCCGAUGCCCUCGAGAAGCACUUCACCCGAGUGGCCGACGAGAGCCCGGUGCCUGUGAUUCUGUACAACAUGCCCGGUAACACGGGCGUUGACCUGCCGGCCGACGUGGCGAUACGUAUGUCGGCGCACCCGAACGUGAUCGGCAUGAAGGAAAGUGGCGGAGAGAUCGCCAAGAUCGGCUACGUAGUGCACAAAACCAGACAGUCCGGCUUUCAGGUGUUGGCCGGCUCCGCCGGUUUCCUACUGCCAUCGCUACAAGUCGGCGCUGUUGGCGGCGUGUGCGCUCUUGCCAACACGCUCGGCGCCGAAGUUUGCCGCCUGCAGGAGCUCCACGAAAGCGGAGACGUGAAGGAGGCGCUCAAAUUGCAGCGGCGGCUGAUAGCGCCCAACGCCGGUGUGACCAAGCGUUUCGGCAUUGCGGGGGUGAAGGCAUCUAUGGAAUGGUUCGGGCUGUACGGGGGUCCUUUAAGGUCACCCCUGUUGCCGCUCACUGAAAGUGAACUUAUUGAACUGAGGAAGAUUUUUACAGAAGAAGGAUUUCUGAAUCCUUAGAUGAAAGCGCGUGGUGGAGUGCGGAACCAACUCGUGUGCAUUUUCACGUAGAUCGCUGUUGCCUCGUUGUAUUAGAUAGAUGCUGUGCGGGGUGUAUGUCAAUGAAUAAAAUUUCUACUAUCGGCA
Molecule: messenger RNA, 1273 nt
Organism: Rhipicephalus microplus (southern cattle tick)
Lineage: Eukaryota; Metazoa; Arthropoda; Arachnida; Ixodida; Ixodidae
Product: 4-hydroxy-2-oxoglutarate aldolase, mitochondrial
Molecular function (GO): 4-hydroxy-tetrahydrodipicolinate synthase activity
Source: RefSeq, a predicted model, not a curated record